GAUACCUGCAAGCAUCUCGAUAUCUGUCAGCCACUUGACAACCCUGUUCGGUGAACUUGAAUUUAGUUAUUUUUGUGUGCGGCCGAUAAACGGAAUUGUGGUGAAAUAUCCGUCUCGAAACUUUUUGAACAAACCCCCACUGAAGAAUGGGCAACAGCGCGUCCCAGGGAGUCGCGGCUCCCAGUGUUUCGGCCGCCCAGCCGGUGGCCCCCGCAUCCUCAUCCGGAACCGCAUCCGGCGAGAAGCCCAAGUGCAAGGCCUGUUGCGCCUGUCCGGAGACCAAGAGGGCACGUGACGCCUGCAUUGUGGAAAACGGCGAGGAGAACUGCUCCGCACUCAUCGAGGCGCACAAGAAGUGCAUGCGCGAUGCCGGCUUCAAUAUCUAGACGCCCCGGAUGAGGCGGCCUUUAGGGUACUUACUAGUCCUGCAGACCCCCAGUUCAACACCCGGAUACCCAGCCCCUUCCACUGUUUGUUUUUGUUGCAUCUCAAGCUAAUUAUAGAACUAACUUAAUUGAAAGCCAAA
Drosophila suzukii is the source of this 526-nucleotide messenger RNA. It is a transcript of the gene Cox17, whose product is annotated as Cytochrome c oxidase copper chaperone COX17. The record is from RefSeq and is a predicted model, not a curated record. Gene Ontology annotation, molecular function: copper chaperone activity; copper ion binding. Gene Ontology annotation, biological process: mitochondrial respiratory chain complex IV assembly. NCBI's taxonomy places the organism in Eukaryota, Metazoa, Arthropoda, Insecta, Diptera, Drosophilidae. Gene Ontology annotation, cellular component: mitochondrial intermembrane space.